CUGUCUCCUUGCUGCUGUCCCUGGGGUGUCCCGUGUCUUACCCGCGGGGAAAGACCAAGGGCAGGGCUGACCGGGCGGCCUCUGCUCCUUGCGGAACGUGCGUACCGGCUGGAAAUCGGGGCCGCUUCGCCGGCACACGUCUGCAGUGGGAGCAGGAGCUAUGGGCGGGACGUCCAGCACCCGACGGGUCACCUUCGAGACGGAUGAGAACGAGAACAUCACGGUGGUGAAGGGCAUCCGGCUUUCAGAAAAUGUUAUUGGGCGAAUGAAGGAAUCUUCUCCAUCUGAUCCAAAGUCUCCAACUAGAUCUCGUAGUUAUGAUUCUAAAGUUAAUGAAGAAGGAAUAAGAAGAAGAGUAGCUGAAGAAAUGGCCAUGAAGGAGUCUGAAAGUCAGAAAAGUAGAGCAAAACAUGGAAGAAUUCAGACACGUGAGGAUAUCAACAAACUUUUGGAAAGAGAGCGGUCUAUCACCAAUGAGCAGUUAACUAGAGCUAUUCUUCUAGAGAGAGCAUCAAGUGAAGAGGAAAAGUCUAAAGUGAAGCAUUUGGCUAAGCAGCUGGAAGAGAAAGACAGAGUGCUAAAAAAACAGGAUGCUUUUUACAAAGAGCAGCUGGCUAGACUGGAAGAACGGAGUGCAGAGUUUUACAAAGUUACCACAGAACAAUACCAGAGAGCUGCUGAGGAAGUGGAAUCUAAAUUCAGACGCUACGAGACUCAUCCAGUCUGUGCUGAUCUGCAAGCUAAAAUUCUCCAAUGUUAUCGUGAGAACCCUCAGCAAACACUCAGCUGCUCUACUCUGGCCACCCAGUACCAGCACUGUGUCAAUCAUGCCAAACAGAGCGUGCUUGAAAAGGGAGGAUAAAGCUGACUUCCAAAGCAAGCAAAAGCCUAUCAACUUUAAUUCCAGCAGUGGAGCAUUUUUUCCCCUAACAAUACAAAGCCUAUUUAAAGGGCAGACCACUGAGGAGAAGAACUGGGAGAGCCGAUUCAACAGCAACAAACAUCAGAAGUCAAUCAGCAGACACUUGAAAAGCCAAGACCAAUAUCUUAUUAUAUCAGAAAUCUGACCUGUUAAAGCUCAAGGCUGAAAUAGAAUGUUUUGUGGGUGGGUCAGCAAAAGAGGGAAGUACAAGGUGAGAAGGGAGGGCAUUAUAAGAGAGAAUAGGGAAGGAAGAAAAGCCCAGUGAAUGAGAGCUGCCACUAGGGAACUAAAUUGUCUGAGCUUCAUAGAAUGCUGACUUUGCCUUUUUUCUUUUCUCCUUUGAUAUGAGAUUUUUGUUUCUAAUUUAUUAUAGUGAUCAUGUAACUAAGAAAAGGAAAAAAAUGUCUUUCUUUUGCUGGAAUAAUGUCUAUGAUUACAGGUGAAAUAUGGCCUUCUUAUCACUGUAAAAGCAACUUUUGAAAUAUAUUAUAUAUAUGCAUAAUCAUAUGCAUAUAUAUAUAUAUAUAUAUAUCCUUUACCAUGAAUACUGACAACCAUGCCUCACUCAGUAUCAAUAAUAAAUAUAUUUUAUGAACAAGA
Molecule: messenger RNA, 1522 nt
Organism: Gracilinanus agilis (Agile Gracile Mouse Opossum)
Lineage: Eukaryota; Metazoa; Chordata; Mammalia; Didelphimorphia; Didelphidae
Gene: CHCHD3
Product: coiled-coil-helix-coiled-coil-helix domain containing 3
Exons: 8
Coding region: 161-862 (233 amino acids)
Biological process (GO): inner mitochondrial membrane organization
Cellular component (GO): mitochondrion; MICOS complex
Source: RefSeq, a predicted model, not a curated record